GGAGCAGAUACCUGUGCCAGAAGAACCACACAAGUGCUUUGCCAAGGGGCUGCCCAGGCUGUGUCCUGCUUCCGUCCUCCUUCCCCCCAGCCGGCGAGGAAGCAGAUCUGUACAGAGCCCUAUGUGGCCACUGCCCCGGGCCUCAGUUUCCCCAUCUGCUAACUCAGUCAAUGGUACCUGCUGUCCAGACCCAGAGGACGCGGCGCGGAGGUCGCGGGUAGGAAGGGUCCCGCGCUUGGCGGCGUGGUCAGUGCGCAGCCCCAGCGCCCGCCCCGCGCACAGCCGGAGCCCGAGCCCGAGCCCGAGCCCGCGCCCCAGGAAGAUCGCAGCCGGGACCGAAGCGAGCCCAGCGCCGCGGCCAGGGGCCAUGCUGCUUCUUCUGUUUGGCCUACUGGCCCCGGCUACCUGCUGGGCCCUGGGCCCGGCCCCGGGGCCUGACUCCACGGGGCUGCGCUCGGCCUUCUCCGCGGUGCGCACCACCCCGCUGGAGGGCACCUCUGAGAUGGCGGUCACCUUUGACAAGGUACUGGUGAACAUCGGCAGCGACUUCGACGCGGCCACAGGGCACUUCCGCUGCCGCGUGCCAGGCGCCUACUUCUUCUCCUUCACCGCGGGCAAAGCCCCGCACAAGAGCCUGUCGGUGAUGCUGGUGCGCAACCGCGACGAGGUGCAGGCGCUGGCCUUCGACGAGCAGCGGCGGCCCGGCACGCGGCGCGCCGCCAGCCAGAGCGCCAUGUUGCAGCUUGACUACGGCGACACGGUGUGGCUGCGACUGCACGGCGCCCCGCAGUACGCGCUGGGCUCUCCGGGCGCCACCUUCAGCGGCUACCUGGUGUACGCCGACGCCGACGCGCCUGCGCCCGCGCCCGGGCCUGCGCCCUCCCAGCCACGCUCGGCCUUCUCGGCAGCGCGCACUCGCAGCCUGGUGGGCGCGGACGCGGGCCCCGGGCCUCGGCACCGGCCUCUCGCCUUCGACACCGAGCUCGUCAACAUCGGCGGCGACUUCGACGCGGCGGCCGGCGUGUUCCGCUGCCGCCUGCCCGGCGCCUACUUCUUCUCCUUCACGCUGGGCAAGAUGCCGCGCAAGACGCUGUCGGUAAAGCUGAUGAAGAACCGCGACGAGGUGCAGGCCAUGAUCUACGACGAUGGCGCGUCGCGUCGCCGCGAGAUGCAGAGCCAGAGCGUGAUGCUGUCCUUGCGGCGCGGCGACGCCGUGUGGCUGCUGAGCCACGACCACGACGGCUACGGCGCCUACAGCAACCAUGGCAAGUACAUCACCUUCUCUGGCUUCCUGGUGUACCCCGACCUCACUCCAGACGGCGAUCCGGAGCUCUGAGGCUGGGCAAAAAGGGGCCAGGGGACAGGAUCACGGGCGGAUGCGGGGCGCAUGCGAGCCGGGCCGCCCGGACACCCCCGCACUGGACUCUGCCAAUAAAGUGCACCUGUGCCGUAUCCA
Cavia porcellus (domestic guinea pig) is the source of this 1456-nucleotide messenger RNA. It is a transcript of the gene C1qtnf4, whose product is annotated as C1q and TNF related 4. Bases 122 to 1336 code for a protein of 404 amino acids. The transcript has 4 exons. Gene Ontology annotation, molecular function: protein binding. The record is from RefSeq and is a predicted model, not a curated record. Lineage: Eukaryota; Metazoa; Chordata; Mammalia; Rodentia; Caviidae.